Molecule: messenger RNA, 2043 nt
Organism: Talaromyces stipitatus ATCC 10500
Lineage: Eukaryota; Fungi; Ascomycota; Eurotiomycetes; Eurotiales; Trichocomaceae
Product: RanGTP-binding protein
Exons: 5
Coding region: 1-2043 (680 amino acids)
Cellular component (GO): nucleus; cytoplasm
Molecular function (GO): GTPase regulator activity
Source: RefSeq, a predicted model, not a curated record
AUGGAGGUCUUUCUUUCCAAGAUCACCAACCAGGCCAUGAACUAUGCGAUUCGGUCUGGCAUUAGUAUCACCGCGACAUAUGCAAUCCAGCAAACUACUAGACUACUCAAAAAUGUUGGUGGUACUGAAAGAACAGAACUUCUCGCUCUACAGCAGAGACUCCAGAGCAAGAUUACGGUCAUCUCACCUGCGAUUGAUAUGAUAGAAUUGAUAGCUGCAAGAGGAAACACAUCGCUCGAAUCCGCAGUAUCUCUUACCAAAGCGAUCAGGCAUGACAUACAGUCACUUGCGCGCCGACUUGAAAAAGCUGCGUCUGCCGAGGAGCUAGCUCACAAAGGGGCAUUAUCGUCUAAAGCACGAGCCCAAAACGAAAUCGAGAUCAAAUUGAUCAUCUCUGAUAUCCGAAAAGUGCUAGAGAAGAUUGAAGAUGCGGUGCCGUUAAUGAAUCUCGCAAUUACGACAUCGGGUGCCCGACUGUCCACUACUCUACCAUCUACGGUCUCACCGUCUCGUCUACUACAAGCUAGCACAUUUCUAUCGGCAUGCGACACACAAUAUUCGAUCCAACCUUCAAGAGCAGUACAAGUUGGUCCUACUUUCACACUAUCGAUGUAUAUGCUUUUUAGCGGUCAUAUAAGACAUUUUGACGAGGAGAACGUCCGGGAGACGACAUGGAAGGAAGUCAUGCACAAAGCUCGAGUGAAAUUACGAAGAGUUCCGAUGGAGGUCUUUGCCAAUCGACCAAAUCAGAAAUUGAGCGACUCCGAUCUUCCUGCCACUGCAAGGGGAGACGAAUUCGCCUAUCAGAUUUUGAUUGUGGAGGAUCUAGAUGAUGGCAGAGUACACAACUUUGAGGAUGGUGAACCACAACCUGAACCUUAUGAAGGAGUCAAGCUUGCUGGUCUUCGAGAAAUCAUUCCCGUCCACCAAAUCUCCAAGAUUUUCUACGCUGAUACCGGUAAGAUGCUUAACAUUGGGAGCGAAGGUGAGACAAACAGUCCAGUGCUCUUGCUCAAGCGAGAUAUCAAUGCUAUUCCGCCACGUCGAAUGAUCGAUAGAAACGAGACAAUGUAUGGCGAACUAAGUGAAGAAACGUCAGAGGAGGAAAAUGAGAAACAGGAAGGACAACGGGAUGAACUUCAGGCACAACUUGAUGCGCAAUUAAACGGUAAGGAACCGGAGGAGGAGGAGUUGAGUUACCUUAAGUCAUUAUCAGAGCGCCAUAUACAUGCAGCUUGGCGUCUUCCACCUGGCUUGGACCCGGAAUGGGUUGCUUUUGAGGUUCAUCAGGAAGAAGAGAAAGAUGACGAGACGGAUAUUGACGAUGAAGAGGAAACACCAGACACCCGUGACGCCAAGUCGCAUAUGGCGAAUUUGAGACUUGAAGACGACAAAGUUUCUUCAUCACAGCAGAUAUCAUUUUCAUCUUCUCGUGAUGUGUCUACAUCCACCGCCUCCAACCCACUUUUCAACAAUAUUCGCACUUCCCUGUCACUACUCGAAACCCUUCUUCGCCUCACAUCCCUCCAACAAUUCCAACAACAAUCUCACCUUUCAAUUACCGAUGAACUACUCAACUUCUUCUUAGAAGAAUCUUCCAGCACCGGCGCAGGAGGCGAUGAACAACACCGCCAACGCGUCCGCGCAGAAGCCCGUCGGAAGGUAGGCUGGGACCCAUACGAUGAGUCACCGCUAAAGCGUCGCGGUGAGGAUUACCAAUACCAGUACAACAACGAGGGACAUUGGACACCAACGGGGACACCAGCCCGAUAUCAGUAUCGAGUGACUAGCGUCGACCCUGCGUCACCUGGUGGUGGAGCGCCGGAAGACCGAUUCCAAGCACGAUCUUAUCGAGAACAAACUCCCCCGCUAUCGUCGCCUGGUCUGCCCCGGCAAAUGGCCAGACAAGCAGCAGCGCCUGCUGGUGGGAAAGGGGGCAGUUUGUCUAGGGUAUCGCCAUUGUCUAAGCGGCUUACUACGGCGCUCACAGAUGAGGGAUUGGGGACAAGUCCUGGAAUUUUCCGGGGACCUGAAUCAAAGUAG